Morone saxatilis (striped sea-bass) is the source of this 7622-nucleotide messenger RNA. RefSeq names its product E3 ubiquitin-protein ligase UHRF2-like. The coding region runs from base 1 to 2775 and encodes 924 amino acids. The record is from RefSeq and is a predicted model, not a curated record. NCBI's taxonomy places the organism in Eukaryota, Metazoa, Chordata, Actinopteri, Moronidae. Gene Ontology annotation, molecular function: protein binding; ubiquitin protein ligase activity. The transcript is spliced from 16 exons. Gene Ontology annotation, biological process: protein ubiquitination; negative regulation of gene expression via chromosomal CpG island methylation.
AUGUGGAUCCAGGUUCGUACUAUAGACGGGAAGGAGACGCGAACCGUUGAGGAUCUUUCUAGAUUGACCAAAAUUGAGUCUUUACGGUUGAAAAUACAGGACAUCUUCAAUGUAAGCCCGCGACAGCAGCGCCUGUUCUACAGAGGGAAGCAGAUGGAAGAUGGCCAGACACUGUUUGACUACAACGUGGGUCUCAACGACAUCGUCCAGCUGCUGAUUCGCUCACAGACUGAUCCUCCAGACAGCCCCACCAACAAGGACUCCUCCGGUGUUGCCUGUAGUUCAGCUCCUCCCCCUGACCCCAGAUCGGACAGCCACAACUCCCCAGCUCCUGGUUCCCCUGCUGCUAUGGAAACCUCCACCAAUAUAGACAAUGACAGCAGCAGCGUCACUACCAGCACUGUUAAUGAAACCAAGCCGGACACCAGCGCUACCAGUAACUCAGCCAGUACCAAAAAUGGGUUCAAGUCCUCCAGUCCGGCACGGGACACCCAGCCCCCCACAUCCAGCAGAAACACACUAGCCGACCCAGGAAUUGGUGUGUAUAAGAUUAACGAACUGGUGGACUGCAGAGACGUCAGCAUCGGUGCCUGGUUUGAGGCCUGCAUUGAAAAUGUGACACGCGCUCCCAAAGGACAGAUAACGCCCACCAAGGGCAAGGUGGGCCGGCCCCCAAAAAGGACUAAUGGAAAGCUGGAGGCCGAGCAGGGACAGACCCACGGCCUGGGCCAAACCACAGACAGUAACAGGAAUAAUGUUGUGUUAAACUCAGAGAGUAAUGGAGCCUCAACCUCUCAGACAGACUCUACAGCAGAGAGCAAGGAGAGAGAAGAGGACGUAAUUUACCACAUUAAAUAUGACGACUACCCAGAGAACGGCGUGGUUGAGAUGCGAUGGGUGGACGUGCGGCCACGUGCCAGGACCCUGCUGCGGUGGGACCAGCUCCAGGUGGGCAUGCACGUGAUGGUCAACUACAAUAUGGAGACACCAGAUGAGAGGGGCUUCUGGUUCGACGCCGAGGUUCAGACCGUCAGCCAAACCACCCGCACCAACAAGGAGCUCCGAGUCAAGAUCCUCCUGGGGGGUCCUGGAGAUGUAAUCGGGGACUGUAAAGUUCAGUUUCUGGAUGAAAUCUACCAGGUGGAGAAACCAGGAGCUCGUGCACUCUCAGCUGCAGAUGGACAAUUUAAACGGAAGAGUGGGCCAGAGUGUAAGCACUGCAAGGCUGACCCCGAAGCAGAGUGUCGCUUCUGCUCCUGCUGCGUAUGUGGCGGGAAGCAGGAUGCCCACAUGCAGCUGCUGUGUGAUGAGUGUAACAUGGCGUUUCACAUUUACUGCCUCAACCCGCCACUGGCCACCAUCCCGGAAGACGAGGACUGGUACUGUCCCACCUGUAAGAACGACACCAGUGAGGUUGUUAAGGCGGGAGAGAAGCUCAAAGCCAGCAAGAAGAAAGCCAAGAUGCCUUCGGCAACAACUGAGAGUCAAAGGGACUGGGGAAAGGGUAUGGCCUGUGUGGGGCGUACCAAGGAGUGCACAAUAGUUCCUUCCAACCACUACGGACCCAUACCUGGUAUUCCUGUUGGAACCACCUGGAAAUUCAGAGUUCAGGUGAGUGAGGCAGGUGUUCACAGGCCACAUGUCGGUGGUAUCCACGGACGGAGUAACGAUGGUUCCUAUUCGCUGGUGUUGGCUGGGGGCUUUGAGGAUGAAGUGGACCGGGGAGAUGAGUUCACCUACACGGGCAGCGGGGGUCGUGACCUCUCAGGAAACAAACGGAUCGGAGAGCACUCUUUUGACCAGACCCUGACACACAUGAACAGGGCAUUGGCUUUAAACUGCGAUGCACCUCUGAAUGACAAAGACGGGGCAGAAUCGAGGAACUGGCGGGCAGGAAAGCCAGUGAGAGUGGUGCGCAGCUCCAAAGGGCGACGCAUCAGCAAAUACGCUCCUGAGGAGGGAAACCGCUAUGAUGGUAUUUACAAGGUGGUAAAGUACUGGCCAGAGAUUGGAAAGUGUGGUUACCUUGUGUGGCGGUACCUGCUGAGACGGGACGAUUUGGAACCAGCACCGUGGACACCUGAAGGACUGGAGAGGAUCAAAAAGCUGGGCCUUGCUGUUCAGUACCCGCCAGGCUACUUGGCAGCAAUGGCUAACAAAACAAAGAAGGAGGCCUGUGCCAGACCAGGUCGCGGCGGCCGGAGUAAGCACUAUUCCGGCAGGGGGAGGCCACGGAGACAACGCAAGAUCAAGGAGAAAGAGGAGAAUGGCGAGGAAGAGGAAGAGGAGGAGGAGGAAGAGCAGCAGCAGCAGCCAGUGGCCAGUAUGGAUGAAGAGGAGCCACAGAGUAAUGGAGAGCAGAAGACAACCAGAGAUAGUGAGCCGUCACCGGUGGCAGAGCCUCCCUGUAAACGGGUGAAGAUAGAGGAGACCUUCCAUCUGUCAGAGCAGCAGCAGCAGUUGAUCCGGGAGGACACAGCCAACAAGAAACUCUGGGAUGAAGCCAUGGGAAACCUUAAAGAGGGACCGAAUUUCCUGCGCAAGAUGGAGCAGAUCUUCAUGUGUGUGUGCUGCCAGGAGCUGGCCUUCCAACCCAUCACCACUGUCUGCUCACAUAACGUUUGCAAGACUUGUCUCCAGCGGUCGUUCCGAGCGAAGGUGUACACCUGCCCAGCCUGCCGCCACGACCUGGGCAAAGACUACGUCAUGACCCAAAACGUGACGCUCCAGCUGUUGCUCGACCAGUUCUUUCCCGGCUACAGCAAGGGCCGAUGAGGUCAAAAUCACGUUUAUAAGUAGAACACGUACAUACACGCACAUAAGCAUCCAUUCUGUGCACCCACGUAUCCCGGCGAGAACCUAGAGCUCCACUUUAAAACGCAUUGCGCACACAUACUGUACUUACCCACGGGCAAAUGUAUAUUGCAUAUACAGCCAUUUAUGUAUACAAUCAUUCAUACACAAACAACCUCAGUAGGGACUGACCUCAUCUGUUGAACUUGGACCGUCUCCAUUAACAUCACCAGCCUGAAUUUCAAGAAAAUUUUUAAACCUCCCUACUCCUGCCACACAAACGCACACAAAGACAAACGCACAAAAGGAGCCCCCGAUUCACACCCACUAGCCACCUCAAGAUAUUAGCUCUUUUUUUUUUGGUUUGCCCUUCCACUGUGUUGUCCAUUGGUUCAACAAAUUGAUAUACAGCACAUUGUUUGAGUGCAAAUAUAAUUAGCCAUUAGACUCCUGCCAACCUGUGCACAUUUUGUGUACCAUGUACGCAGUUUUACACCAACAUACUCAGCUGAGAUGCAUCAUAUAUGGUAUGUGCAGUAUUUUACUCAGCUGGCAGAUAAAGGUGCUAGUUUAAUAGUGAUUUUUAGGCACAGCAGGACUGAGAACUUUAAGGUAACAACCCCUGCAUAACAUUCAAUGUGAGCAAGUAGGUCAUGUGACUGAGAGAUGCCCGCAGACAGUCAAACAUUUGUUAAUCUAUGGAAAUGAAGCACACAGUGUUUUAUGCCCUUGAAGCACUUUAUCAAUGACAUGUGCGGCAGACUUAUUUUGUAUGUUAAUCAGGAGCACAUGCUAGCAUCAUGCUAGCUGCUCAUGUCACUUGGAAUAAUGCCAUCGCCAUGCCUUGAGCUAAUAAGAAUAGCAAAUGUCUCACCAGAGAAAACUGUCAGUGCAUUUGCAGAGAACAGAAAUUGGCAGCUGUCUCCGGUUUGUUUGGGAGUGUCAGGAGAUUUCUGAGCAGCAAUCUUGCAUACUUGGUGAACGCAACAAUGAUCAACAGGCACAACUCUCUCCUUAGAUUUUAUGUGGAGUCCAAAAAAAAAAACAAAAGGCAUUCACUUCAUAAAAAUACCAAAGACAUUAGGCUGUAGAGCAGGUCAGUCACGACUAGGAAGAAAAUGCAAUAUAUACUUAUAUAUCAAACAGGGCAGUACCAAAUGAUUGUCUUUAGCAAGACACGUUAAACAAACUCAUACAACUAGUAUUAAAUCUCUCCCAUAAGUGCUGUUUAAACCUCCGACACUGUUAAAAUAUUUGUUAAACAUUAAUGUUAAGACAUUCAUAAAUGAAGUUCUCACAUCCAUAUGCAUUUUCACACAUGCGCUCAUUUCAUGGUUUCACUUCUUCAGGCAGAUGGACUAAACUGUACUUUAGAUGAGUACGUUCUAGUAUUUCCCUUUUAAUUUCUCUGCCAGAGAAAUACUGUAAUGAUAUAAUGGAAAUUAAAGAUUUACAUGCAGCGCCCUGAAAAGCGUGAGGUGCGCCACUUGCACAGAAGGGCACACUGCGGUUGUCCCUGGUGUUACCAAGCAACCACAAUCAAGCAGGACUUCACACAAAGACGGUUAGCAUAUAUUGUGCUCAGCAGACAUCCUUUCGCUAUUGUUCUUCUUUCUGUUAGAUUUAGUGUAAUGUUCAGUGGAAAGCUGCUUCUCCCUCAUUGUAAAAAAGUAGUCAGAUGAGUGAUUGCACAGCCAGGAAGAUGUUAGUUAUUUGUUGUCACAUUACAUCCAGAAAAUGGAGAUACAUCUGUGUCAAUGAGCCUGGAAAAAAAGGCCAUUGAUUUCUGACAAAGAGCUUUCUAAUCAACAUAAUAAUUAUGUGGAUUCACACCAUCAGAGGCUCAGGGACACUGCCAAAAUGUGCAGUGUUCCUCAAUAUAACAGUAUUUAAGCUCGAUAGAAAUGUACUGUGUGACCAGUAUGAUAUUGUCAUUUAUUUGUCAAUAUUUUUUCAGAAAAAUGGAACAAAAUAUACUGUACUUUCAGUGCUAUGAGGUUGUCCCACCAGUUGGACACUUGACGUACUAAGAUAAGAUUUGCAACAAAGGAUUUAUCAAACAAUUUCUGAAACUGGUUUCAUUACAACAUUAGAUUGUAUGCCACAAAAAUGUACUGAUUUAAAAUCCUAAUUUUAGACUAUUUUGUUUAGGCCGAGUUAUUGCAUGGCUGGUUGCCUUUAGACAACGUUUAGCACUUGAGAACUUUGUUUUUUUACUCAAAGUAAAGUAUGGAAAAGGCUUUGUUUGAUCACAUUGACAUUAAUACUGAGAAAUCUAAACAAUACCUGUCCUUUCUUGGCACAAGUGAGAGCUUCUCAGUAUUGCAAGAGGUUUUAAAGAGUGCAUAUGUGAGAGUUCACUGGUGUAUAUGAGCAUAACACAUUUCAGUAGUUGCAUUAAUACACUAUUGAAUUUUUUCGAUAUGUAGUGUGUUUGUAAUACAAUGCAAUUCAACAUAACCUUGAAUACAUAAUAGAAAACUGUAUGUAUGUGCAAGGUAAAAUUUUAAUUAUGUCCUUCACUGCCCCCCAGGAGUAAAACAUAAAUGGGCCUGGGUUAAUCAUAUAAUGUGCACGCCCCUUUCAGCCAAAAAAGAAGACAUUGAAGUGUCAUGAAGCAGCUUUUAGAAAAAGUAAAGACGUUUCAAUUAAAAAACAGCACUUAGGACAGAAGACACAAGGCAAUGGACCUCCCUUCAUUUCAUCCUCACUUACACUUUAUGUUUUAGAGAAAGAGAAGUCUGAGUUAAUAACAGCAGUUCUGAUUGUCGGUUGCACUGAAUACGUAGAUCUUAAAUACGUAAAUACAGAAACAGAUUUCUUCACACAGACAGUUCCAAAGACAAGGUAUCCUGUGAGAGAAAACUAGCUCUUUUUUUUGCACAUGCUGGAUAGCAUUGUACACGUUUAUGUGGAUUAGGAGCAUGCGUGACAUACCAUAUAAAGGGUAAUAUCUUGGGAUAGUGAUGUUUUGUUAGUUUUGACUGUUUUCUCGCGUCAAUCAUCAGUCAAUCAGUGUGAGACAGCCAGGUCUGUGUGGAUUCCAGGCGUAACCUAAAAACAACUGAAACAUUAGGAAGGCAUUUGUUAUAUAUAAGUAUAUAACAUAAGUAUUUAACGGCAGCUGUCAACAUAAAAAAAGGGGGGGGGGGGGAUUUCGUUUAAGCGCUGUGACGCCGCUGGAGGAAGGGAAAGCCUAAUUCGGUGGCAGAAAAUCCUGCAACUUGUGAUAAAUUCCCAAUGCCUCCUCCUCCGCCUACAGCAGCAUACAGUCCAAAACGCAUGUGUGAACACUCGGGAUGUGUGCUUUCCUCAGAUGCAGCAGACCAAAAGACCCACAACUUUUUAAUUCUCUUAUAACAAGCCUGUACAGAGCUCAAAACUAUUUCUUGACUGUUUUUUAAGCUACUUUUCUAUGUUUACAUGUUCUUAUACGUUACUGUCCAGUGGAUUCAGCCCGACCAGCGAGGAACUGCCCACUCCAUAUCUUUUAAAUGCACUUGGAAGCUUGACAUAAAUUGUAAUUGCUAAAAGAACGCCGCCACAAAUAAGACCAAUGACAUAAUAUGUCAUAACCUUUCACAAUACGACUACAUGUCAUUCAUCCUCUUCAUUUUAUGUUUUUUUACUGGACCUUUAUUGUGCAUUAUUCCCCAAAUUGUUUGAUAAUCUGAAAUAAUGUUUGCUUUAUUGUUACCAUGUAAAUGAUGUCCUGUGCACCCAUACAUGUUCAGUUAUCUUUACAUCUAUAUCUGUUAGAUCUGAGUUAAAAUAGUUUUUUCUACCUUGAGUGGCUGACACAGAUUCACAUCUUUUCCUGUGCUGAUAUGGUACUUUAAAAUGUCCAGGGUUGGCAGGUCUGAUAGGAACUAAAACAAAAACACCCCAAUGGAGAGCAGCAGCAGCAGUCCUCUGUGCUGAUCUGUGAUCUGGACCCGGAGUGCUGAAUUUCAGAUCACACAAUUGAGAAUAGUUUUAACUCUUGAGUUGGUUUCGUGGGAGAAAAAUGUAGCCUCUCGUUCACCGACAUCAUCGCGUAACACCCGUAACAGUCUUCGACGCAAAGCCAUGUUUAGUGUAGAGCUGAGCUGAGAUAACACACUGCUGCUGUACACAUCAGUUUCUUACUACUCUGUUCCGAUCCCCCCCCACCCUCCACCCCCUCCACACCCCGCAGUCGUUACCGUUAACUUCUUCCACCCUCUCAUUGGCCAGCUGUUUGUUUGUGGUGAUGUCCUUGUUUCUGUUCAAUCAUUCAGGAUGUUUUUUUUUUUGUUUUUUUUUUAACAACAACAUGCAAGUACAAAUGCUACUAUGGUCUUUUAAAGCUAACUGUGAUGUGCAUUACUUCCACUGUUGCUCAAUCUUGUUCAAAGAUUAUUUUCUUCCUGCAUUGACUGGCAAGCUAAUAGGCCUUGUUUCUUUCUCUGCUGUGACCUUCGCUCUCUCUCCCCCUCUCUCCCCCUCUUUCCGCUGUCUUCUGCCCUCCGUGAUCCUACACUACUAACACUUUUUUAGACGUCUUGUGGACGCUUGGCUUCAGUGCUGUGUUGUUUUUUACUUUUAUUGCACUCUCUAUUGAAGAAAAAAGUUUGAAAAGUCGCAUUUAAUUUUCCUAGAAUGCUUACUAUUAUCUAUGUCUGUGCGCCAUUUUUCUACCAUUUUAGUUGCUUCUCUUCUAUUUUAAUCAUUAGUCAUUUUUAUGUGGCGACCUCAAACAUUUGCAGCAUAUGCCAGUCUGAGGAGUUUCAUUGCUUCAUAUUGUGAUCUGAAAUUUUAUACAUGUCAUAAUAAUACUUGAUAUGUACCUAUUAAAUAUUUGGAUUCCA